CGAGGAAGUCGGGACCCGUGUUGGGAAAAAAGAAGGGGGGCCGGGGUCAGGAGCGCCCCCUCCCCCCGCUUCCCCCCUCCCCCCGGGGUUGGGGGGGCCGGAGCAGAGAGCGCCCAGCCCGGGAGGUGGAUGAAUGUGGGAGAAAAUGGAGACCAAGACGAUCGUGUACGACUUGGACACGUCGGGGGGGCUGAUGGAGCAAAUCCAAGCUCUGCUGGCUCCCCCCAAGACGGACGAGGCAGAAAAGCGGAGUCGUAAGCCCGAAAAAGAGCCCCGGAGAAGCGGCAGGGCCACCAACCACGACAGCUGCGAUAGCUGCAAAGAAGGUGGGGAUCUCCUGUGCUGUGACCACUGCCCGGCCGCCUUCCACCUCCAGUGCUGUAACCCUCCACUGAGCGAAGAGAUGCUGCCUCCUGGGGAGUGGAUGUGUCACCGGUGCACCGUUCGCCGAAAGAAACGAGAGCAAAAAAAGGAGCUGGGCCACGUCAAUGGACUGGUGGACAAAUCCAGCAAACGGACUACAUCCCCCAGCAGUGAUACUGACUUGCUGGACAGAUCAGCCAGCAAAACUGAACUCAAGGCCAUUGCCCACACCCGGAUCCUGGAGAGGAGAGCCAGCCGGCCUGGCACGCCCACAUCCAACGCCAGCACAGAGACCCCACCCUCUGAGCAGAAUGAUGUCGAUGAGGACAUCAUUGACGUGGACGAGGAGCCCAUAGCAGCGGAGCCGGACUGUGUGCAGCCCCAGCUGCGGCGGCCCUUCGAGCUGCUGAUCGCUGCUGCCAUGGAGCGGAACCCCACCCAGUUUCAGUUGCCCAAUGAACUGACUUGUACCACCGCGCUCCCAGGUUCUAGCAAGAGGAGAAGAAAGGAGGAAACCACAGGGAAAAACGUUAAAAAGACACAGCACGAGUUAGAUCACAAUGGUCUUGUUCCCCUACCAGUCAAAGUCUGCUUCACAUGCAACAGGAGCUGCCGUGUGGCCCCUCUCAUCCAGUGCGACUAUUGCCCCCUCCUGUUCCACAUGGACUGCCUCGAGCCACCGCUCACUGCCAUGCCCCUGGGCAGAUGGAUGUGUCCGAAUCACAUCGAACAUGUGGUGCUGAACCAGAAGAAUAUGACGCUGAGCAAUCGGUGCCAGGUGUUUGACCGUUUCCAGGACACCAUUUCACAGCAUGUGGUCAAAGUGGACUUCCUGAACCGAAUCCAUAAGAAGCACCCUCCUAACCGCCGUCUGCUCCAGUCAGUCAGAAGAAGGAGCUUGAAGGUUCCUGAUGCUAUCAAAUCUCAGUACCAGUUUCCACCCCCUCUCAUUGCACCCGCGGCCAUUCGGGAUGGGGAGCUGAUCUGCAAUGGGAUCCCUGAGGAAUCACAGACGCACCUUUUGAAUUCUGAGCACUUAGCCACCCAGGCAGAGCAGCAAGAGUGGCUCUGUAGUGUUGUUGCGCUCCAGUGCAGCAUAUUGAAACAUUUAUCUGCUAAGCAGAUGCCUUCGCAGUGGGACUCUGAACAGACAGAGAAGGCUGAUAUUAAGCCUGUUAUUGUGACUGACAGCUCAAUCACCACCUCCCUGCAAACAGCUGACAAGGCACCUACACCUUCCCACUGCCCCUUGUCCUGCCCCUCAGGGAUUAGCACCCAGAAUUCCCUGAGCUGCUCUCCACCCCACCAGCCCCCAGCCCUAGAGGACAUCAGCUGCAGUUCUUGUGCGGAAAAAUCCAAGAAAGCCCCCUGCGGGACUGCCAACGGGCCAGUGAGCACAGAGGUGAAAGCCAAUGGCCCACACCUCUACAGCAACCCCACUGAUUCCACGGACCCCCGGCGACUUCCAGGCGCCAACACCCCCUUACCAGGCCUCUCCCACCGGCAAGGCUGGCCCCGGCCCCUCACGCCACCAGCGGCUGGGGGGCUUCAGAACCACACCGUCGGCAUCAUUGUGAAGACAGAGAAUGCCACUGGCCCCAGCUCUUGCCCCCAGAGGAGUUUGGUUCCUGUCCCAAGCCUGCCCCCUUCCAUUCCCAGCUCUUGUGCCAGCAUCGAGAACACCAGCACUUUGCAAAGAAAGACUGUCCAAUCACAGAUAGGACCUCCGUUGACAGAGUCAAGGCCACUGGGCUCACCCCCAAAUGCCACCCGGGUGCUUACUCCCCCCCAAGCAGCAGGAGAUGGUAUCUUGGCCACAGGAGCCAACCAACGAUUCUGCUCACCAGCGCCAUCAUCAGAUGGCAAGGUCAGCCCCGGCACGCUACCCAUAGGAAGCGCUUUAACCGUACCCUCUUUCCCAGCCAACUCUACUGCCAUGGCGGACCUCACCAGCUCGCUGCGAGCCUGUACCCUUCCACCAGCUGCUGCGGGAAGGUGCCGUCCCUGCGCAGCUUUCCAGCCCUGUUGGUUCAGAAAGGAACCGAAGGGAUGCCUGAGCUCCCAGGGCUGGGGAGAAAUCGAGAUAAAUAUGCUGGACGAGAAGCUGAUCAAGUUUCUGGCCUUGCAGAGAAUACAUCAGCUUUUCCCCUCCCGGGUCCAAGCGUCACCGGGCAGUGUCGGGGCACAUCCGCUGGCUGCUGGAGGGCACCACACAGAAGUGCAAAGAAAGGAGGUACAGGCCCGAGCUGUGUUCUACCCUCUCUUAGGGUUGGGAGGAGCUGUGAACAUGUGCUAUCGAACCCUCUACAUCGGGACAGGAGCUGACAUGGACGUGUGCCUUACAAACUACGGUCACUGUAACUACGUGUCCGGCAAACACGCCUGCAUAUUCUACGAUGAGAAUACCAAACAUUAUGAGCUGUUAAACUACAGUGAGCAUGGGACAACGGUGGACAAUGUGCUGUAUUCCUGUGACUUCUCUGAGAAGACCCCGCCAACCCCCCCAAGCAGUAUUGUUGCCAAAGUGCAGAGUGUCAUCAGGCGCCGCCGGCACCGGAAGCAGGGUGAAGAGCCAAGUGAGGAGGCAGCCAUGAUGAGCUCCCAGGCCCAGGGCCCUCAGCGGAGACCCUGCAACUGCAAAGCCAGCAGCUCAAGCUUGAUCGGGGGCAGUGGGGCCGGCUGGGAGGGCACCGCCUUACUGCACCAUGGCAGCUACAUCAAGCUGGGCUGCCUGCAGUUUGUCUUCAGCAUCACCGAGUUCGCGACCAGACAGCCCCGAGGCGAUGCUGGCCUGCUGCAGGACGGGGUCUUGGCCGAGAAGCUGUCUCUCAAGCCCCACCAGGGCCCCGUGCUGCGCUCCAACUCUGUUCCCUAGGACCGGCGGCUGCCCCGUCACGUGACCGCCUGGCCGCCCAACCCAAGACUCCUGCAAUGCAAAAAUGUACACAAACCAAGCCCGGGUUUUUUUCUAUACUCCACCAGAAACCCUUCAACUACAAUCUUUGCAUGAAAUGAAGAAAACCUUUUGACUGUUUUUUAAAAAUCCUUUUUCUUUUCUCAAGUUCUAGGGGGCAUUUGCACAUAUAUUUGUACUCAACAUUUCAUGGGAAAGCGGCAGACCCGAGCUGAGGAACAGCGUGGGCAGGGAGGGGAAGGCCGAUGGUCUGGACACUUCCUCCAACACAAGACCGUUCCCCACCCACCUCCUGCUCCCUCCCCCUCGCCCGCCGUUGUAAAAUAAUCAGAAACUUGUUCUAUUUUGUGGCAGUGACAAUAGUUUUAUAUAAAAGAAAAAAUACAGUUUUCAUACAGCAAAAUCUAUACAAUAUCAUUGUUUUAUUUAAUAUAAAGAUCGCUACCCACCCUACUUCGUGGUCCCCACCCUCCAAGUUACUUUCCCUUUCUGCAGCGGUUGCACGACAGGUAGCUACUGUGUAUUCUGGACAAAUGAGAAAUGAAUUCUUUUUCUGGCUGUCCAUCUAUUUUAUUUCAAAUAAGGAAAAGUGUAUUUGGAUUUUGUGUAAAUACAUCUAGUGAUGACAUUUUUUCAAUGUUUUUAAAACCUGUACAGUACUACAUGUGGUAGAGCGUUUUCUUCAAAUUGUCUAUUGUAGCAAAAACGUUUUUGUCGUAAACCUGUUUCGUCUCCUUUUUUUGUUCUCUUGCCACUCUCCUGUUCCUCCCACCCCACCCCAAGUAGUACCAAUGUACAUAGUAAUUGUAAUGUUUUAGACUUUACAGAAACUUUCCUGUAUUCUGUAUAUAAAAAAACAA
This is a messenger RNA of Neomonachus schauinslandi (Hawaiian monk seal), 4137 nucleotides long. RefSeq names its product PHD finger protein 12 (gene PHF12). Gene Ontology annotation, cellular component: Sin3-type complex; nucleus. The coding region runs from base 134 to 3238 and encodes 1034 amino acids. Gene Ontology annotation, biological process: negative regulation of transcription by RNA polymerase II. The record is from RefSeq and is a predicted model, not a curated record. The transcript has 16 exons. Lineage: Eukaryota; Metazoa; Chordata; Mammalia; Carnivora; Phocidae. Gene Ontology annotation, molecular function: transcription corepressor activity; protein binding.